CUUUCCAGGCCUCAAUAAGCACAAACACUUCCAGAACGAAGCAAGAACUUUCAAGCCCUGCCGAGGCAGCCUCUUCAAAUCAGCAAAACGCAGUACAUCCAAGGGAAGGAGGAAGAGGUUGUGACUGUCCAUCCUCGGGACACGUUCAUUCCUCAGGAGGGCUGGACCUUUCUUGCUGCUGACUUCUGCCAGGUGGAGCUCCGCUUGCUGGCUCACUUCUCCUCCGACCCAGAGCUGCUGCGCAUUUUCACCAACCCACAGGCUGACGUCUUCGCCAUGCUGGCCUCUCAGUGGAAAGUGAUGAGUGUUGAUGACGUGACUCCUGAAGACAGGGAACAUGCCAAACGCAUUGUGUAUUCACUGGUUUAUGGAGCAGGUCGUGAACGUCUGUCGGGGAUUUUGGGGGUGAGCCCUGAGCAGGCUAGUCGUUUCCAGGACACUUUCCUCCAGACCUACAGAGAAGUCCAGGCCUUCAUCCAGAGAACCGUCCAGCAGAGCCACAGACAAGGUUAUGUUCUCUCAUUAAUGGGUCGCAGACGUAACCUUCCCCACAUCAACUCCCCAGACUGGGCGAUCCGCAUGCAGGCAGAGAGGCAGGCCGUCAACUUUGUGGUUCAGGGUUCUGCUGCGGAUCUCUGUAAGAUGGCUAUGAUCACGAUCUUUGACCUGGUCUCCUCCUCCAGCUCGCUCUCUGCCAGGCUUUUAGCACAGCUUCAUGAUGAGCUUCUUUAUGAAGUGGAAGACUCUCAGGUUGAGCAGUUUGCAGCUCUGGUGAGAAGCACCAUGGAGUCCCUUCAGCACAUCAACCAUCUAGGAGUCCAUCUAAAAGUGCCCCUGAAGGUGGCAGUCUCCAUUGGCAAGUCCUGGGGAUCCAUGUCAGAGCUUCACACUCCACCUUCUGUCUCCUGAACUCCAUCUUCCUCCUUCCCGUCUCCACCUCCACCGCCAUGAUUAUUUAUCUAAUCUCCUUGUUUCAUGUGGUCAUAUUCUUUCCCUUGACCCCCUGUUUGUCACACAUCCAUCUUUGACCCCGUCUUCAGUCCCUUAUCCUGCUCCUCCCUCUCAAACAUCUAUAUUUUGUCCCCCCUCCUCCCACCCCUUCACUCGUCCAGCAUCCACGUUGCUAUGGAAACCAGGCAGCUGCAGCUGGUGGUUCUUGCUUCCUCUCUAUCUGUUUCUGGGGGCAACCGCUGACUGGAUUGGACCAGUUCUCUCUCUCUCUCUCUCUCUCUCUCUCUCUCUCUCUCUCUAUCGUGCAAAGAAACAGAUCCCCUGUCCACCUCCUCCUUUUCUCCUACACACACAGUCACACACACAUACAUCUCGUUAGGACUAAAAGAAAAUGUUUCCUCUGCCUCGUUACCAAGGUGCAGUUUCAUGUUUGAGAGAGAGCUCGAUAUUCAUUGGUUGCUAAAAUUGGUUUGUUAGUUGAGCUUCUAGAUAUAACCAAACACUGUUUUUUUUUUCUCUGCAUUGUUAAUAUGUAUUUUUUUUUUUUAAAUGCGUAAGAAAUGAACUUAGAAUGGAAACCUGGUGUGUCUAAGUGGAUCCAGCAGUCUAAAUGGAUAUAAGCUUUAAAGUUAUUGAAAAGAUGUCUUUUGCCAGUCCCAGAUUUGAUGCUCUAAUGAAAGGCUUGUGGUCCAUUAUCUUUAUUAACAGGAGAAAUUUGAGCCCCGUUAGUGAACAGACAGCGUGAAAUCCUGAUUUCAUUCAGCUACCGGUCAGCUUUACAUUUCGUUACAUGACUUAAAGCAGCUCAUCUAAUUUUUGCUCAUCUGUGAGCUUUCAUUUCUCUGCUCACUCUGGCUCGUCUUUUUCCUGCCCACUUGGCUCCAGCACACUCACCCCUUUUGAAUUGUUUCUGCCUUGCUCUCUUUCACUCUCACACAUUCCACAAAUGCUCACACAUUCAUCGGCUCCCUGGCACACUGACCGAAUUUCUUUUUGUCUGACAGCCACGGCAAGACGCCCUUUUUUUUUUUUU
Fundulus heteroclitus (mummichog) is the source of this 1984-nucleotide messenger RNA. RefSeq names its product polymerase (DNA directed) nu. The coding region runs from base 277 to 909 and encodes 210 amino acids. The record is from RefSeq and is a predicted model, not a curated record. Gene Ontology annotation, molecular function: DNA-directed DNA polymerase activity; DNA binding. The transcript has 11 exons. NCBI's taxonomy places the organism in Eukaryota, Metazoa, Chordata, Actinopteri, Cyprinodontiformes, Fundulidae. Gene Ontology annotation, biological process: double-strand break repair; DNA-templated DNA replication.